AUGCUGGCAGGCCCGUUCGGCCUCUUCGGGCGCCGCUUCGUCGGCGCCCAGGAGACGAGGGCCCCGGAGGACUCCCUGAUCAGAUUUGGCGACGACCGCAUCUACCAUGCUGCCGCCGCGGCCGAGGGGCAGCUCGGGCCCCCCCCCCUGGGUCAACCUCAAGGCAGCGCGGCGUGCCGUGUGUGGAGAAUAGUGGCAGGCUGCAGAGAAAUUGCUGAAGACGAGGCCAUCGCCCUCCACGAGACUGGCGUGUCUCAUGGACGCUGGCGCGAGGGUUGGCGGCGUCGGCGCGGAGGCCAUCGGGCUCUGUGGCGCAGCCAACGAGACGCGCAGGAGUAUGCCCACGAGGCUUCACCUCCGCGGUUGGUGUCUGCCUCCCCAGCGCACUCCUCCCAUCUCCAGUGGCGGCGAGUGCGCCGCGUGAAGCUGCGCGGCCAAGGGCGGCAAGCGCGGGGGGCGCAGGCCGGACUGCGUCGCCAUCUCGCCGCAUAUGCUCACUGGAGUAAAGACCGCGGGAUCAGCCGCGACAUCGAGCUGGCCUUAUCCCACCAUGGCCAUGCGCUUGUGGGCCUCGCCGUCGCGCUGGAGCCGGGCGCUGAGCAGCCAGGGCCACGGUGGCGCGGCACGGGGAUUGACGGGGCGAAGCUCAACCUGCCAGCGUGCUGCGAGCACUUCAAGCAGCUGCUGCAGCAGCUACCAGACGCGUCACUCCACCUGCGCCCUAACGACCACGCAGAGGCGCUGGACGACGCAGCACGAGCGGCAGCGGCGCAGGUUUCCCCCAGGGAGCUGAUGGAGCCGAUGCCGCCACGCAGCUCGUGGACGUCAGCUGCCUCGAGGGACCCGUGCCAGCUUAGGCGAUAUCAUCAACGGCGAGCGCGUCGCACCCAGUCCAAAUCCAGGCACAUGUUGAUGUGGGCGCUGUUCGCCGCCUGGGACCACGCGCCGAAGUGCGAGCCGUGGCGCAGCCGUCGGACCGACCAGGACAGCAUCAACAUCAGAGAGGCGACCAAGGUCGUGGAUGCCAUGCCCCCGCUGCUCGAGAUGCUGAGAAGCUUCCAGGGGCUUCUAGACACCGUGGCUAAGGCAAUAGACGAGCACUUCCUGCUGGACCACGAGGUAGAGGACCUCUUCGGCGACAUCUUCGAGGAUGCGCAGUUCACUCCAGACGCGUCAGGUGCGAUGGCUGGAACAUCACAUGCAGUAUCUGUGGGCCCUCCGAACGCCUUCGAGUGCCGCGAGGGGGCGGAGGUCGCCUAUGGCAUGUACGGCGACGCGGCGGAGGGCCCUGUCGAGUACGACCUGACUGUUGACGAGGACGCCCUGGCCGAGGUGUCGCUGGACGCUGCUGCGCUACGUGGAG
This is a messenger RNA of Prorocentrum cordatum, 1363 nucleotides long. The record is from the annotation of a GenBank genome assembly. Lineage: Eukaryota; Dinophyceae; Prorocentrales; Prorocentraceae.